AGACCAAAGCAACGGGGCUUUAAAGAGGUGUGAGGAGGAGCUAGCGACAUGGGCGAAGAGCAUGAAUAACCAUGAAGCAAGUGCAAUGAGCCACGCUCCUCAUCAUUACUCCCAUUAUUGUCUUCAUCAUCACUCCCUCCAUUAUUUGUACUGAAGUCACAAACUCACCGUCACUUGUUGGAGCUUUUGAUCAACCACCGCCACUCUCAUUCCCACUAACAAGGAGAAGAAAAAGGAAGGAGAAAGAAAGAAAUUAAAGACUACGAGUCCACGUACAUACGUCUGUGCUGCUGUGGUUCAGCCAUGGAGUGGCAGAUGGCAAUGGCAGAGGAUGGAGGGGGUGUAAUGGCUGCUUAUUAUUCCACCGGCGCCUCGCGCUCUGUUCCACCAUCCAAUACAACAUCGGCUUAUGGCUCAGUUAUUCCGCCUCAAACCUCCAGUGUUUCUUACUUUUCCGGCGGCUCUGACACCAAAUUCUUCUCCGCAAUGCCAGCGGAGACGCCGUCGUCAAUCGUUGCCGGUUUCGCCUCUGUUUUGCCAUCGCAGCAGCAGAGCUCGCUCGACCUUUAUGCCCCACAAUGCGAGGACGAGGCAGAGCUCGAGUGGCUGUCCCAGUUCAUGGAGGAUUCUUUUUCGGACACGCCGAACGAGGUCGGUUGGAGCUCAAUCUCGCCUCCCCUUGCCUGCGCUGAGCAAGUCCACAAGGAGACGCCGACCACAGCUCGCGGAGCUCGAAGCAAGCGGUCCAAGGCCGUCGCCUGGUCCUCAUCGGUGGCGCCGUCGCACCAACCGGGGCUGAACUCGCCGUCCUCCUCCAUUUCUUCAUCUUAUGAAUUUCCGACCUCGGAGUUGAGUUCCUCCACAGGCUCCGGGAGAAACAGGAGGAGGGAGAAAAGCAGAGCGACCGAGGAGGGCAGCGCGACACGUCGUUGCACCCACUGCGCGUCGGAGAAGACGCCUCAGUGGCGCACGGGGCCGUUGGGGCCGAAGACACUGUGCAACGCAUGCGGGGUGAGGUACAAGUCCGGGAGGCUAGUGCCGGAGUACCGGCCGGCGGCGAGCCCCACCUUCGUUCUCGCGCAGCACUCCAACUCCCACCGCAAGGUCAUGGAGCUCCGACGCCAGAAGGAGUUCCUCCUUCGACACCACCAGACCGACACUUCCUCCGUCUCUCGGUCGGAAGUUCUAUAUGAUGAUCAUGGCUACGGUGUCUCCUGAACUGCCGGCGCCGGCAGGCGGCGGCGGUACCUGGUCUUUCAAAAUCUAAAUUAGCAGAUCGUUUAUCAAACUGUUUGAUCAUCUUUAAUAAUAAAGUAACAACUUUCCUAUAA
Molecule: messenger RNA, 1331 nt
Organism: Zingiber officinale
Lineage: Eukaryota; Viridiplantae; Streptophyta; Magnoliopsida; Zingiberales; Zingiberaceae
Product: GATA transcription factor 4-like
Exons: 2
Coding region: 304-1218 (304 amino acids)
Biological process (GO): regulation of DNA-templated transcription
Molecular function (GO): sequence-specific DNA binding; zinc ion binding
Source: RefSeq, a predicted model, not a curated record